UUUACCACCAUGGACGCCAUACGGGUACCCAAGGUCUCCGACGUGCUUUGUAGCAAAGCCGGGAAGACCUCUUUCGGCACUCUCUACCUUACAGCCCACCACCUCAUCUUCUCAUUUAACGAUGAUGUUGAGCCGGAGAUGUGGGUUCCGUAUCCCUUGAUCGCGCUCGUUACACGUUUGCCACAAACUCUUAGCGGGCAAGCACCCAUCAGCAUACGCUGUCGGACGUUCGAAACGUUUUCUCUAUUCUUCGGGAAGGAUUCGGAUGCGGGAGAUGUGUUUGACAGCGUCAAGGAGCUCACUGUGGCCCCAUCGAUCACGUCACUAUACGCAUUCUUCUACUCACCCAAACCACCACUGACCGUCACAAAUGGUUGGACCAUGUACGUCCCUCGAGAAGAAUUUGGCCGCAUGGGCGUCGGCACUAGGACGAAGGCGUGGAGAUUUACGGACAUCAACAAAGAUUACUCAUUUUCACCCACGUAUCCCGCCCGGAUGGUCGUGCCUACGCGUAUCAGCGACACGACGCUCCAAUAUGCCGUGAAGUAUCGCAGCAAGGGUCGGAUACCUGCUCUGACCUACCUGCAUUGGGCAAACUACGGCAGCAUCACACGAUCGAGUCAACCUAUGGUCGGUCUCACGAAUGCACGAUCUGUCCAGGAUGAGAAGCUCAUCGAAGCCGUGUUUCAAUCCCAUUAUUCUCCGGACUCCCGAGCUGGGGCGGUCACACCCGUGUUCGGCGCACAAACCACCAAUCUUAUCAUCGAUGCCCGUCCUACGACCAAUGCUAUGGCCAACACGGCCAAGGGCGCCGGAACGGAGAACAUGGAUCAUUACAAGGACUGCAGGAAGGCAUACCUCGGGAUCGACAACAUUCAUACCAUGCGCGAUUCGCUAAAUAAAGUCGUCGAAGCUCUUCGGGAGACUGAGCUUCUCGCUGCCAGUCUUACCGGAGGGGAUCCAAACUCGAAUGCACCGCUCGUUCCGGUCGAUAGGUCUGCACUAAGACGAUCUGGCUGGUUGCGCCACAUCUCUGCCAUCCUGGAGGGGACAAUAAUCAUCAUACGAAACGUCCAUGUCAACAACUCCCACGUACUUAUACACUGCUCGGACGGUUGGGACCGGACUUCACAGCUCUCUGCCGUCGCUCAACUAUGUCUCGACCCAUUCUACCGUACCAUUCGCGGCUUCCAGAUCCUCGUCGAGAAGGACUGGCUCAGCUUCGGCCACCGAUUCUUGGAUCGUUGCGGCCAUCUUUCUUCAGAGAAGUUCUUCCUCACUCCUGUCGAAGGAGCUGGAGGUGCUGAAGGUGCAGGCGCCGCCCAGGCCUUCUUCGCGUCCGUGCAGAACCGUUUCGCCUCGAACCACCACGUCAAGGAGACGAGUCCUGUCUUUCAUCAGUUCUUGGAAACCGUGCGCAAUGUCCAGCGUCAGUUCCCGGACCGCUUCGAGUUCAACGAGCAUUUCCUUCACGAACUCCAUUACCACCUCUAUUCAUGUCAAUUUGGCUCCUUCCUCUUCAAUUCUGAGAAGGAGCGCCGUUUGGCAUACGACCAGACGGUGUCCAUCUGGGAUUGGAUGAACUCGCCACCACGACGAGACGAGUAUCUCAACCCGACGUACGACCCCUCACUGGACGACCCAGCGAGCAGGCAGCCGAAGGCAGACCAAGGUGUUCUAUUUCCGAAUCCGAAGGACCUGCGGUUCUGGCACGAGCUCUAUGGACGAUCGGACGAGGAGAUGAAUGGUAAAUAUGUGGUGGCGCAGGCACAGGGUUCGGAUAUGGUGGGCCCGAUUGAGAACGCCGAAGAAGACCCGCUCGUGGCAUCGACGCCCGAUUCCAUCGAGACCACACCCUCGUCGCCAGUGAUUUCUACGCCUACGCUUUCUACACCACCACUGCCCAACGCGACCCCCGAACCUGGUGCGACUACGCUUACACUGCUGAGCUCUGCCGCCCAGGAACGUAUAUCAACAUCACCUCUCCGUUCUUCCGUUCCUCUUACUACCGGACCGCCAGAUUCUCAACGAGCAUCUUCUCCCCUCCCUCGAUCGACGCGUUCCCCACAACCCUAUACAACCAUGCGUUCCACGCCUUCACCCGUGCCGAGUCUCGGCGGUCCUCCAUCCCCAUCGCGUUCCCGCCAACUCCCCGCCAGACCUCAAUCCGACUUCCUAUCCACAACAGGUGGCGGUCUUCGUUCGAUGUGGGGUAAAAUCUCCUCCAACGCCGGUGCGGCGCUCACAGCGGCCCAAACCGCCUACGACGGCGUAGCGAAGGACUUUGCCUCGUCGGGGCUCAGAGUCAAUUCUUCCAGUGGAAGUGGCGCAGGUUCGGAUGGCGAGUUGGCGGAGAAGUCGCCUGUUGUGCCGGGUGGGGGAGAGUUAAGAGGGAGGGAUGAGUUGUCGGCUUGGGGCGCUGAGAGCUCUAUGACGAUAUCGGAGAGGGAAAGAGCGAGGGAGCGGGAGAGGGAGAGAAUCGUGGCGGUGAGGCCGAGUACGUUCGCUCAGGGGUCGUCGAAUCCGUGGGCGAGCGUGAGGGAGAGACCGGGCGUGCCGUCGAUGUUGUUGGAUAAUCCGUGGAGUACGACGGGCGGUGGGGCACCUGGGCUUGGUGGUGGUGGCUCGUCUGCCUCGAAAAGCACGCCGGUGCAUGCGAGGGACGUGUUCGCUUCGUCGAAUGUUGCCUCUGCGCCACCCAUAUCUGCGUCAAAUUCAUCAUCGACGGAUAACUCGACGUCGGGCUCGGGCGGAAAUACGGACAAUCCAGGAGGAGCAUCGGGCCCACUUGGAGGGGCCAAUGAUGGCAGCAGCGAUUACAUCCUGGGCGAAUUGGGCCUUCCUCUCGAUCCCACCGUCGCCCAACCCAUCCCAAGACGAGCGGAUUCCUCCGCCACUUCGCGGUCAAGUAUCAUUGGUGCAAGUGCAGGCGUUUCGACGCCUAGUCUGAUGAGGGCGGUGUCGAGAGGUGAGGUGCAGGAGAUGAGGAAUGGGUCGAGUUUGAGCCCGAGGUUAGCUUCGCCUGCGCCUGCGCCGCCGCCGCCACCACCACCACCGGCGAAGGAGGGACAAAUGACAGAUCCGUUGGGUGUUGGGCUUAUUUAGCAUGGGUGGGCAAGAGGGGUGGUGAGGAUUGUUGUUUUGCUGAUAUUCAUGUUAUACCGGGUGGAUCGAGAGGGUACAAAUAGUCAAGUGUAGACGCUUGUGGAUGUACGAUGGUUUGUUGUCUUUCGAACCACGAGUUAACGGAAGGUCUGUGCCUCAGACUCGGACAGCGCCUCGCUAAUACCUC
This is a messenger RNA of Stereum hirsutum FP-91666 SS1, 3292 nucleotides long. RefSeq names its product phosphatases II. The record is from RefSeq and is a predicted model, not a curated record. Gene Ontology annotation, molecular function: phosphatase activity. Lineage: Eukaryota; Fungi; Basidiomycota; Agaricomycetes; Russulales; Stereaceae. Gene Ontology annotation, biological process: dephosphorylation. The coding region runs from base 10 to 3105 and encodes 1031 amino acids. The transcript is spliced from 6 exons.